This is a messenger RNA of Sodiomyces alkalinus F11, 1055 nucleotides long. RefSeq names its product caffeine-induced death protein 2. The record is from RefSeq and is a predicted model, not a curated record. The transcript is spliced from 2 exons. Gene Ontology annotation, cellular component: mitochondrial intermembrane space; mitochondrion. Lineage: Eukaryota; Fungi; Ascomycota; Sordariomycetes; Glomerellales; Plectosphaerellaceae. Bases 226 to 831 code for a protein of 201 amino acids.
UGGCCUGAUUGAUGCGAAAAGCAAAAGGCGAAAGACGAUAAAGAAAACGGCUGAACAGCAACCCCAACAACGGGAGCUAUAACAAUCAAAAUAAAUAUUAUUCUUUGCACGUCUCUUGGACUCGACUCUUUCUUCAUCACACUGGCGGGAAUCCUCUGGCAAUCGGAGUCGGCUUCUCGGACGGCUGGCACUGUAACCCAACCGAACCGUGGGCUCCGGGAUAUCAUGGCGCAACCGACAAGUCCACCGCAUUUGACCCCGCAGUUCUGUUUCUCCGAAGGCACAUUACGAGGCUUCCUCCGCCUCUCCCGGUCCAGCCUCGACGACUCGAUAACCCAAAACCUCAACGCGCUCGUGAACCCGGCGCGGCAGGGGUUCGACCCGGCGUCGACGUCCCAACGGGCCCCGCGCUCGUUCACGCAGCAGCUCGACCGCGCAUCGUGCCAGAACUUCAAAGACGCCGUCCUCUUCCCGUCGUGGCAGGCCCGCGCCGACGUCCUCCAUUACUGCGGCUUGGUCGCCACCUCGCCCGAUCCCGACGACCCGGAGGCCGCGGCGAGGCAGGUCGAGGCGGCCAAGGAGCAGGAGCGCGUUGUCGACGAGCGCCUGGACCCGUAUUCGGGACGGUAUUUGCCGAAGGAGCCGCGGACCGAGCAGCUCGCCCUGCUGCUGAGGCAAGAGAAGGGGGUUGAGAAUAUUGUGCGGUCUAGGACGUGGGAUGUGGUGAGGCAGCGCUGCGGUGAGCCUUUGGAUAAGUGGGAAGAUGCUUUUCAUGGCUGGAGGAGGCGAACGGGGGCAUUGGCAUUGGCAGCAACAUCGUCGACGAGGUGACCAUACGUGGGACGUUCACUUGUGUGUAUGAUAGAAUAAGGUACCUUACAGCAGGGGAGGGAAGCGUGGUUCAUGCGAGGGAUGUACUGUACAUGUAACACUAACAGCACAAUCUGGCAGACGAUUUGGCCAUGGAUAGAAUCUAGACUCCCCUUAUUCCCGAUUUCUUUCUCUAUUCUCUCUAUACUCGUACUGUCGCGCGGCCUUUUCAACUUUGUAGUGCU